This is a messenger RNA of Malassezia sympodialis ATCC 42132, 11499 nucleotides long. RefSeq lists its product as uncharacterized. The transcript is spliced from 2 exons. Gene Ontology annotation, molecular function: catalytic activity; phosphopantetheine binding. Gene Ontology annotation, biological process: secondary metabolite biosynthetic process; amino acid activation for nonribosomal peptide biosynthetic process. Gene Ontology annotation, cellular component: cytoplasm. NCBI's taxonomy places the organism in Eukaryota, Fungi, Basidiomycota, Malasseziomycetes, Malasseziales, Malasseziaceae. The record is from RefSeq and is a predicted model, not a curated record. The coding region runs from base 1 to 11499 and encodes 3832 amino acids.
AUGGGACGAGCGCCGUUUCCUGAUGUGACGGGCCUGCGCCUACGGGCGCGCUCGCGUGACGCGUUCGCGCGCAGCGGCGCCCUGGGCCGUGCGUCCAUCGAGACCACUCUCUCCUUAGAGGCCCUCCAUGCACAUGCUGAGGCCGCCCACGUAGCGGUGCGCAGCGUGCUGGCGGCCGCCUGGGUCACUGUCGCGUACAUGUACAUGGCACACGAGCUGGACGUGCUUGAGAUGGAUGCGAUCGAUGCUGCGCAGCAGGCCGCCGCGCUGCGACUCGGGCCGGCCGUGUGCGACAUGCGCGACGCGCAUGCGGUCCUCGGGGCGGUCGAGUCGGCGUGGCAGGGCGCACCGACCUCAUGCGUCCAGGGCCCGAUGGUCUUUGUCGAUGCGCUCCAGGACGAUGCAUCGGCCGCCUGUGCACUUGCCACGCGUGUGCUCGGGCCAGAUGUCGCGGUCGCCCUCGUGGCACACCGCGGGCGCGGCGCGCAUGUCGGCCUCUCGCUCCUUGCGAUACCGAGCGUGCACGUCGCUGGCUCAGCAGUGAUGCAGCUGCGCCAGGUGGACGCGGCGCUCACAGCGCUCGCACACGGCACGGAUCCAACGGCGCUGCCCGUGGCGCUGCAGGCUCUCAGCACGCCCCCGCCCCAGUACAUCGACACGGACCAGCCUCACGGAGUGGCACAUGAGCGCCUCGAAGAUCAGUUCCGUCGACGCGCGCGCGCCAUCCCGAGCGUGCCGGCCCUGGUAUGCUGCAAGUCGGUCGCUCCACUCCACUUGGACACUUGGACGUAUGCGGAUCUCGACGCGCGGUCCGACGCCAUUGCACGCCUCGUGUGGUCGCACGGCGUCGGCUAUGCAGCGCCUGGCAACGACGACCAGAUCGUGUCGCUGUGCCUCCCAAAAUGCUUCGAUAUGUACGCGAGUAUCCUGGGCAUCCUCAAGGCGGGUGCCGCGUGGUGCCCGAUCGAUCCCAGCUGGCCCGCCGCGCGGCAGGCGGCCCUCCUCGACAAAUCACGCGCGCGCCUCGUGCUGACGACGCAGGCGACCGCGGCGCAUGUACGGGACGUGUGCCCGCCCACGAUCCGCAUGGCCUCGCUGGACGAUCCCAUCCCUGCAGCACCGACGCCGGUGCGCACGGCUGCGCGUGCGUCGCCCAAGCAGCUUGCCUACCAAAUCUGGACGAGUGGGACCACCGGCCUGCCCAAGGCUGUCGGGAUUGAGCACGAAGCCGCUGUCCAAGCGAUGCGCGCGCUGCAGGCGGCCGUGCCGACGGACCUGCCUGACACGCCGGGCGAGCUGCGGUACCUGCAGUUUGCCGCGUACGUGUUCGACCUGUCCAUCUUUGACAUCUUCUAUGCGUGGGGCCAUGGCGGCACCGUGUGCUUUGCCCCCCUCGAGCUUCUUCUCACGCGCCUUGUCGAUGUGGCGCAGGCCAUGGCCGUCACACACACUCUCUUUACGCCCGCCGUCUCGGCGAUGGUGCCGCGCCGCGCCGUGCCGACGAUGCGCGUCAUGGUCAAUGGCGGUGAGAAACUAUCCCAGGUCGUGGCGGACGAGUGGUCCCAGGGGUGCCGCGUCGUGAACAUAUACGGGCCGGCUGAAGCGACGCUGUCGCUGACGGCGCGCGAGAUUCCCCCGGACGACGAGGUCAAGGCGCACAAUAUCGGCGUACCGUUUUCGGAUGCGCUGUGCGUGCUCAUGGACGAACAUGGGCGGAUCGUGCCCCGCGGCGCCAUUGGCGAGCUCCUCCUGGGUGGCCCGCAGCUCGCGCGCGGCUACAUGGGCGAGCCCGACAAGACCGCGGCCAAGUUCGUCGAGCACCCCACACUCGGGCGCCUGUACCACACGGGCGACCUCGCGCGGUACUUGUGGGACGGCCAGCUCGAGUACCUCGGGCGCAAUGACGAUCAAGUCAAGAUUAACGGCGUGCGUAUCGAGCUGCUGGAGAUCAAUGCCGCGGUCAAGUCGGCGUCCGAGCUCGUGCGUGAUGCCGACACUGUCGCUAUGCCGGCGCUUGAUCCGUCGGAGCCGCCGAGGAUCGUGGCCUUUGCCGUGGCGCCCACGAGCGACGCGCAGGACGCGCCGCUCAUUCGCACUGAUGCCGAGGCCGCGAGCCUGGCGCGCAAGCUGCGGAGCACUGUGUCGGACCUGCUUCCUGCGUACAUGGUGCCUCUGCACUUUGUCGUUGUGCACGCGUUCCCCCGCACCUCGAGUGCGAAAAUUGACCGCCGCACCGUGCAAGCCGCGUACGACGCGCUCGACGUGGCCGCCUGGGAAGCACAGGUUGCGGGGCCCACGGAUGAUUCGACGGACAUCCUCUCGCACCCACUCGCCGUGGCCCUAUGUGAGCGGCUGCCUGAGCUGCGCGCGCCGGGCGCGGCGCACCUCUCGUUCCCCCUCUUGGGCCUCAACUCGGUUCGGGCCAUGGCGCUCUCUGCCCACCUCGUCAGCGACGGCUGGCCUGUGAGUGCUGCGGACUUUGCCAAGCACGAUACGCUCGCCAAGCUCGUCAGCGCGCUGGAUGCCGCGGAGCCAGCCGAUGACCGCACCGCUGCGGCACAGGCCGUCGCGGAGGCGUGGAUGUCGCUGUGCCGCACCGAGAUCCCUGCACGCUUGGGUGCGCAAAUACUCCCUGUGACGCCGACGCAGCAGGGCAUGCUGCUGGAGACGUGUCUCGACCCUGCGCGCUACUGGCUGUACCGCUCGUGGCCCACACAUGCACCAGUAGCGCCCGCCCAGCUGCAAGACGCGCUUCGCCGCCUCGCCACCGAGAUGGACUGCUUGCGCAUGGGCUUUGUGCCAGCCACGUCCGACUCGACAUCGCCGUACGCGCCCGUGUACGCCGCGGUCGUGUACGAGUCUGUCACGCCCGUGGUGCAUGUGUACACGGGUGAUGCCUUUGCAGCGCUCGAGCCGCAUCGCCCUGCGUGCACGUCGGGCGAGCCGUUCGUAACACUCGUGCUGCAUCAUGCCCUGUACGACGAGCCGACGCUAGAGCUGCUCGCAGAGCGCCUCGAUGCACUGCUGCAGCGCUCGGACGCUCCUUGGCCUGCCGAGCCGUGGGCCCUGGCGCUGCCCGACAUGCUGCCGCUCCCUGGCUCGGAGACCGAGUCCUCGGUCCUUGCGGCCUGGGCCGACGCCCUGCGCGGCCCAUGGGACCACACGCCAUGGCCGGCCCUGCGGGAGACGCGCGCGGCGCCGACCCACACGCUCCAGCGGUACGUGCGCCACGCCCGCACACCAUGGACGGCCUUGGAGCGGGCGGCCGCGCAGCUCGGCGCUUCCGUCCGGCCGAUGGCGCAUGCCGCGUGGGCGCGCGUGCUGUGUGCGUAUUUGGGCACGAGCGCCGUCUUGCUGGGCGACGUUGUGUCGCUGCGCAGCCGGCAUGCCUCGAAUGCACGCAUCGGCGGCCCUCUGUUGUCAACGCUGCCCGCGGCGUAUUCGAUGGAGCAUGGCGAUACUGUGGCUGCGUACGUCGCGCACUGGCUCCACACGUACGCGCCGCUCCUCGACCGGCCGCCUGUCCCGCUCGCGCAUGUCCGCACCCUCGUUGCGUGCCCGGCAGAGCAGCCCCUGUUCCACAGCUUGUUCGUGCUGGAGGCGCCGGACGCUGCCGCUGACGGCGCCGUGCUGGACCUACCGCGCGCGCACGACCAGGGCGUGCAUGUUGAGCACGGCCUAGCGCUCGAGAUGCGCGUGGACGGCGAGCAGCUUGUCCUUGCCCUCAACGCCCUCGACUCGCACGUGUCGCCGGCGUAUGCGGACCAGCUGCUCGCGCAGCUGGACGCGCUCCUCGACGCCUACACGAGCGAGGUGCACAUGCCGCUCGCUGCUCUGCCCAUGCCGCAGACGCUCCUUGCAGUCGGCUCGUGUGUGCCGCCGGGCACGCCGCGCUACACCAACGUCGCGGCGUGGGCUGCACACCAUGCCGCAAGGACGCCGCGCGCCGUGGCCGUCGAGAUGCGCGAUGCUGUGCCCGCCCGCCAGGUGGCUACGCUCACGUACGCGUCGCUGCAGGCACAGAGUGCCGCGACGGCAGGUGCCCUCGUUGCGUAUGCGCCGCAGAGCGUCGCCGCCGUGGCACUGCGUCGCAGUCUCGACACGUACGUGGUGCUGCUCGGUCUCUUGCAGGCGGGCCUCGUGUACCUGCCGCUCGACGAGUCGCUGCCCAGCGCACGCAAGGCGCAGCUCCUGCACGACAGUGGGGCGGCGUGUGUCAUCACCGACGAUGCCGAUCCCACCUGGGCCGGGCGCGUGGCCGUGCACCGCCCUGCGGAGCUUGCGCGCCAUGCCCCGGCGCACCGCGAUGUGGCGCCUGGCGACGCGGCGUACGUGCUGUAUACGUCGGGGUCGACGGGCCAGCCCAAGGGAUGCAUCCUCUCGCACGCGAACCUGGCGCAUGCCGUGGACAACUUCCGCUGCGCCUUGGAGGACGCCCAGCCUCGCAGCCUGUGCGAUGCGCGGUUCCUCGCGCGCUCCGCUGAGGCCUUUGACGUGCACCUGCUCGAGUGCUUCCUGGCGCUGCAGAGCGGCAGUACGAUUGUGACGAUGCCGCGCCAUGCGCUGCUGGCGGACCUCGGCGCUGCGAUGGCCGAUGCGCAAGUGACGCAUGCGUGCGUGGUGCCCUCGCUCUUUUACACGCGCGGCCGGCGUGUGAGGCCCAGCGACGUGCCGCACCUGCGCGUGCUCGUCGUCGGUGGCGAGCGACUCGCCGACGACAUCGUGGACAUGUGGGGCGCGUCGGACGUGCCGGUGCUCAACGCGUACGGGCCGACGGAGGCGACGAUCGGCAUCUCGUGCACGCGCGUGCACGCCGACACGCGCGCCUCCAACAUUGGGCGCGCGUUCCCCGGCAACCAGUUUGUCGUGCUGCGCACACGCGACUCGGCGGCGCUGCGUGGCGAGCCGGGCGAGCUGGCGAUCGUCGGCACGCACGUCGGCCUCGGCUACGUGCACGCGAGCGAGGCGCCCUUCUUUACGUGGGACUCACAGCGUGCGUACGCGACCGGUGAUCGCGCGCGCAUGACACCGAGGGGCGACAUUGAGUAUCUCGGGCGCGUGGGCCACGACCAGGUCAAGGUGCGCGGCGCGCGCGUGGAGCUGGGCGAGAUUGCGUCUGUGCUUCAGGCAGGCGGCGCAGCGCAGGUCGCCGUGCGCCUGCUCACCCACCCGCAGUGGCCUGAGCCGCACGUGGUGGCGUUCGUCGCGCCGACCGCGCGCGUCGGCCCUGCCGAGUGGCAGCCCGACGAGGAUGUGACACCGAUCCGUGCUUAUGCACGUGCGCACAUGCCCUCGUACAUGGUGCCGAGCGUCGUGCUGCCCCUGCGCGCCUUGCCGCUCGCGCGCGUGAGCGGCAAGCUGGACCACGGCGCGCUCGUGGAUGCGUACGCGCGCUUCGCCCCGGACGCCGCGGCGCAGGCGGAUGCACCACCCGAGACGCCCGAGGCGCGCACGGCCGCGCGCGUAGUCCAGCGCGUGCUCGGCGUCGCGCACGUCGGGCUCCACACGGAUCUCUUUGGGCUCGGCCUCGACAGUGUGCGGGCCGUGCGUCUCGCACAGGCGCUCGGCGAGGCGGGCGUGCCUGCGAGCCUGCCCACGAUUCUGACGCAGCCGACGCUCGCGGGCCUGCUCGCUGCGUCGCCGUGCGACGCGCCGCCCGAGGCCGCGGCUGACGGCGCCCUGCCGUGCCUUCCGCUGCAGUGGGCCACGCUCGCCCACUCGCUCGCUGAUCCCGGCCGGCGCCUGUACAUCAACCAUGUGCGUCUCACGCUGGAUGUCGCCGAUGACAGCGCGCGCUGGGCGUAUGUGCAGCACUGGCGCGAUACGCUCGCGCGCUUUGGCAUCUACCGCAGCGUGUUUGAGCUGGGCGAGACGGCAACGCAGCGCGUGCUCCCGGCGCUGCCCAGCAUCGAGGCCCGUGUGCGUGCGCCCUGCUCGCAGGCCGCGCUGGAUGGCAUCGCAGACGACAUGCUGCAACGCGUCGCGUCGCGCCCGCUCGUGCGCCUCACUCUGUUCGACGACGUGCUCUGUCUAAGUGUGCAUCACGCCGUGUACGACGCAGCGUCGCUCUCUCUGCUUAUGGCCGCGGUCGACGGCCGCGCGGCGCCCGACACCUUUGCGGAUGUGGCGCGCCUCGCGGCGCGCACGAGCGCCGCGAGCGCCGCACACUACACGCGCGUGCUCGAUGGCAUGGUGCGCACGCCCGUCCCCACGGUGACCGGGCGCUACAGCGCGCGUGGGCCGAGCGUGUCGCUGACGUACCGCGCGCGCGUCUCGGCGGCGCGCCUCGCGGCCCAUGCGCAGGCACACAAGGUCACGCUGCCGGCCCUGCUGCUCCACGAGUAUGCCGCGCUCUUCGCGCAGUAUGUGGGCGAGGCGGAGGCCACGCUCGGCGUCGUGCUUAGCGGGCGCCUCGCGCAUGUCGCGCAUGCGGAUGCGCAUGGCCCAUGUAUCUCUACGGUGCCCUUCCGCUGGACGGGCCGCGAUCUCCAUGCUGCGCACGAGCAGCUUGCCGCCGCGGUGGCGCACCCGUUCGUGCACCUAACGGACGUGGCGCACGCCCUGCACAUGGACACGACGCUCUUUGAGGCGCUCUUCUCGUUCCUGCCGGCGACGCCGUCCGUGUGCCCAUGCGGCGUGCGCGCCGUGCACGACGCGAUGGCCUCGGACUUUCCGCUCGCGCUGCAGGUGUCCGUCGACGCUGACAACACGCUGAUGUUCGACGUGACGUAUGCGCCUGACCGCCUCGUGCCAGCGCAGGUCCAGCUCCUGGUCGAGCAACUGGAGGACGCGCUGCGCGCGUGCCUGGGCGAGGCACGCACGGACCUCGCACUCCGCUCGGUCGUGCAUGAGACGCCUGUGCAGCCCACGCCGGCGGACGCCUUCCUCGCGCGCUUCGCGAUGCAUGCGCGUACGCGGCCGGACGCCGAGGCCAUUACGUUCGCCACGUCGAUGGAGCCGUUCGUCGCGCAGACGCUGUCGUACGCCGAGCUGGACCGCCGCUCGAGCGUGUAUGCCGGCCACCUAGCGGCGUGCGAGGGCGGCGCCGUGUAUGUGCACCUGCCACGCACGCUGGACCUGUACGUGGUGCUCCUCGCGACGUGGAAGGCGCGCAAGACGUACGUGCCGCUGGACCCGACGCUGCCCACGGAGCGACUCGCGUACAUGAUCGAGACGGUGGGCCCCGGCACGCUCGUGAGCGCGGCGCCGUGGCGCGACGUGCGCUUGCCGCUGCGCACGCUCGCGGACCUGCAGCGGCCGUGCGCGCCGCGCACGCCGGUGCCGUCGCUGGACGGGCCCGCGUACAUUCUCUUUACGUCGGGGUCGACAGGCAAGCCCAAGGGCGUGCAAGUGUCGCACCGCGCGCUCGCAGCCGCGAUCGUCUCGUGGGAGGCCAUGCUGCCGCAUACGCGCGCGUCGCGCAUGCUCCAGCUGGCGUCGCCGGGCUUUGACGUGUCGCUGUUCGAGGUGUGCCUGCCGCUGGCGCUCGGCUUUGCGAUGGCCAGCGCGCCGAAAGAGGUGCUGCUGACCGACCUGGAGCUCGCGUUCCGGUGCCUGCGCAUCACGAUGGCCGACCUGCCCGCGGCACUCGCGGCGCUGGUGCGCCCCGAGCGCGUGCCGCGCCUGGAGUGGCUCAUGAGCGGCGGCGACGUCAUUGACGAGCGCGUCGUGCGCGCAUGGGGCACGCCGCCGCAGCGGCUCGUCAAUGCGUACGGCCCCACGGAAGGCACGAUCGGCAACACGCUCGGCUUCGUCGACGCGCACACACGCCGCUCGGUCGUGGGCGACGCGUACCCGACGUCCGCGGUGUGGAUCGUGCGAGACGGCGACGUGGCCUACCGCGGCACGGUCGGCGAGAUUGUCGUCGGCGGGCCGCAGGUGGCCGACGGCUACGUGGGCGCGCCCGAGCUGACCGCGGCGCAGUUCCCGACGCUGCGCGGCGCGCGCGUGUACCGCACCGGCGACCGCGGGCGCAUGCUGUGGGACGGGCGCAUCGAGUGCCUGGGCCGCCUCGCGCGCGGCCAGGUCAAGGUCAACGGCCAGCGCGUGGAGCUCGACGAGAUCGCGCACGAGCUCGCCGUCGAGGAGGGGAUCGCCGAUGCGUGUGUGCAGUACCUGCAGCAUCCGUCGCACGCGUCGCGCCAGCUCGUCGCGUUCGUCGCGCUGCGUGCGGCGCCGCUGGAAGGCUCGUCGCUCGCUAUGCGCACGGACGACGAGGCGCGGCAGCGCGCCGCCGCCUGCGUGGACAGCGCGCGCCGCCGCCUCGCCCCGUACAUGGUGCCUGCGCACACGAUCGUGCUCGCGGGCCCGCUGCCGCUCACGCCGAACAACAAGGUCGAUACGAAGCGCCUCGCUGCGUGGUACAUGACGCUCGAGCCGACGGGGCUGCGCGCGCCGCGCGCGGCGGCACCGCUCACAGAGCGCGAGCGCACCGUGCUGCGUGCCAUCGCGCAGGUCGGCGGUGUGUCCGUCGACGACGUGGACCGCCAUGCCUCGUUCUACGCGCUGGGCUUCGACUCGCUCUCGGCCAUCCGGCUUGUCACGGCGCUGCGCGACGCCGGCGUGCGCCUCACGGUGCGCGAGCUCUUGCAGCACGCGACACCGGCGCGCCUCGCGCGCGCCCUCGACGAGGCGCCGGCGCGCACGGACGACGAUGCGCAGGCGUACGCGGCGCUGUGCGCGGCGGGCGCCGACCUGCUUCGCGCGCCUGGCGCUCUGCCGUGCACGCCGCUGCAGGCCGGCAUGCUCGCCGAGUGGGCCGCGAGCGAUGGCGCGCUGUAUGUGCACACGCACGUGUGGGACGUGGAUCGCGCGCCGCCGGCCGUGGAGGCGGCCUGGCGCGCGCUGGUCGCGCGCCAUGAUCUCCUCCGCACGCGCUUUGUCGCGCACGAGCACAAGAUCGUGCCGUGGGUGCAAGUGACGAGCGCUACGCACGCCCCUGUGGUGCGCACGCAUGCCGCCGAGGACGCCUGGGCGUCGGUGGGCGCCGCGGCGCGUGCCCUGUGUGGCGCAGCGCAGCCGCACGCCCUGGACCUGCUGCCGACGGCGCACGGCACGCGCAUGAUCCUCACGCUGCAUCACGCGCUGUACGACGCACACACGCUCGGCCAGGUGCUCGAGGACAUGGACGCCGCGCUGGAGGGCCACGCGCUGCGGGCGCGCCCGCCGUUCGCCGCGGUCGUGCCGCACCUCGCGAGUGGCGAGCCACACGUGCCGUACUGGCUCGACACGCUGGCCGGGCAUGUGCCGGCGUGGCUCGGGCCGCCCGGGGGCGCGCGCGCCUCGUGCACGGUCGAGCGCGCUACGGUGCUGACGAGCGCGGCCGUGGAGCGCGUCUGUCAGUCGCUCGGCGUCUCCGUCCACGCGUUUGCGACGCUCGCCUUUGCGCAUGUGCUCGCCGAGUGCACGGGGUCCUCGGACGUGUGCUUCGGCCAAGUGCUGAGCCUGCGCACCGACGUCGACGGCGGCCUCGAUGUGCUGGGCCCCGUGCUGAACACGGUGCCGACGCGCGUGGCGCUGCGCGAGGCGAGCGUGAGGGCGCAGCUCCAGGCGCUGCAAGCCCAGAUCGAUGCGUCGCGUCCGCACCGGCACGCGCCGCUACGGAGCAUUGCGCGGGCGCACCAGCGCACACACACGUCGCCGGCGCCGCUCAUCGAUGCGCUCCUGGACGUGCAGCGCCACGAAGAGGGCGCGGCGUGGGCGCAUCUGGCGCCCGUGCCGCUGCCCCGCGACGACGAGGCGCAGUACGCGCUGAAUGUGGAGGUGGUACAGACGUCGCGCGUGGCGCUCGUGGCGCGGAGCCGCGUGUCGUUCCGCGAUGCCGCGGGGCUGGCGCAGCUGCUAGCGCGCAUGGAGGCGCUCAUGCAGGGCAUGCUGUCGCCGUCCGAUACGCUCGAGCUGGACCUGGCCCCUGGGCGUCCCGCGGCGCCGCGCGCGACGGCGCCGGCGCCGGCGGCGCUUGUCGACCGACUGCGGGCGCUGCUCGCGGACCUCGCGCGUGUGCCUGUGGAGGAGGUGGACGCGACGACGCCGCUGCUCGCGCUGGGCCUCGACUCGAUCGCGGCGAUCCAGGUCGUGGCGCGCGCGCGUGCGCAGGACUGGGACCUGCAGGUGAGUGACCUGGCCGCCGGCACGCCCGAGGGUGUGGCGGCGGCGUGGCUGGAGCGGCAUCGCUCGGCGCCCGCGCCCGCGCCCGCGCACGACUGGCGUCGCGGCGCCGAGGCCGUGUGCGCGGCCGUGCGGCGCCCCCUCGACGCGGUGCUCCCAGUGUCGGCGGGGCAGGCCAUGCACCUGCGGCAGUGGGUCCAGACUGGCUACCGGCUUGGAUGGUUCGCGUUCGUGUACGAGACCCGUCUCGGCGACGUGGAGCGGUGGCGCGCCGCGUGGGAGCAGCUGCAGCAACGGCACCCGAUCCUGCGCACCAUGUUUGUGUGUGUCGAGGGCCGCGCAUGGCAAGCGGUUGUGCCAACGACGCAGCCGCUUCAGGCGCAUCCGCGCGCGGCUGCGCCGCACGAUGCCGUGCAGGCGGUCCUGGACCAGCGCGCGCAGCUGCCCGCGGACACACAGCCCUGGGCCGCCGCGGACGUGGUGCCGGCGGCCGACAGUGUGUACUUGGUGCUGCACCUGUUCCACCCCAUGUACGAUGCAUGGUCGCUGCCGCUGCUCCUGGACGACCUCGUCGCGCUGUACGAGGGCCGGGCGCCCUCCGCGCACGCCGACAUGGCGGACCUCGUUGCGCUCGCGCCGGAUGCGUCGGCCGUGGCGCACCACUGGGCGCCGCUGCGCACGGUCGCGCCGUGCAUGCUGGGCGCGACGGACGUCGCCAUCGGCGAUGCAUGCACGUUUGUGCAUCGAAUGCGUGCCGUGCACGGCGUAGAGCGCCUGCGCGUGGCGCUCGCCGAGCAGCAGGCGAGUCUCCCCGCGCUCGUCGCCGCGGCGUGGGCGCAUGUCCUGCACCAGUGGACGGGCGCGGCUGCGCCGGUCUUUCUGCUGCACCACGCGGCGCGCUCGGUGCCGAUCGAGCACGCGGCGGACCGGGCGAUUCCCUGCCUCAACCUGCUGCCUACGGUGGUGCCGCUGGCGUCCUCGCUCACAGCUACGGCGCAGCACAUGACCGCCGUGAUCGCGGCGCGUGUGCCGCUGGAGCAGGCAUCGCUCGAGCAGAUCUUCGACGCGAUUGGGCGGCCGGCUGCGCCGCUGUGCAACACGGCGCUGAACGUCCUGCGGGGCGCGCACGCCGGCCGCGCGCCGAGCGCGCUGCAGCCGCGCCAGGCCCUCACGCAGCCGCGCCUCGCGCGCGCGCAGCGCAUGGUGCCGUCGUCGUCGUUCGAUGCGUGGCCCGGCGCCCAGUUCGUGGCGCCGUCGUUGGUCCAUGUGGAUGUGUGCGUGGAGGCGGACGACACACUCUCGCUGGCGCUGCGGUGUCCCGCCGCGGUGCUCGGUGGGGACGAGGCGAAGGCGGUUCUGGCGGCGCUGGCCGAUGUGCUGCGUAUACCAUAG